GGAGGAUGAAAUACACAAAACAGUCCCCUCAGCACCAAGGGAAGGGAGCAACCACCCGAUUUAGAUGAGCUACCUUACCCAGUGCAGUGUGAGUCUGACCCAGCUGGCUUGGAUGGAGUUGUAGUAUAUGAUGACAAAACUUGGCCAAACAAUUCUCUUGUUUUCUCCAGUCAUGAUUGGGACAGCCAGCCUUCGAUCUUUGUCCCUCACAAAACCUGUCAGGGGGCCCCUGGGAACAUUCUGUCCUCAGAAAACACUUUCUACAAAGUGGAGAGUGUCCUGAUGCAGGGAACCUUUGGACAGGUGGUCAAAUGCUCCAAGAUUAGCAACUCCGAGCCUGUGAUGAUCAAAAUGUUCAAGAAAGAUCCCCAAUACAUUCUGGCUGCUCAAACAGAGGUCAACAUCCUGAACAAACUGAAGAGGCAGGACUCAGAAAAAAGCCACAUGGUGAAGUGGUACCAGGCCUUUGAGGACAGGGCCUUCACCUGUUUGCUUUUCGAGCACAUGGAAAGCAGCCUGUUGGACCGAAUGAAGGAAAGACACCCCGAUGGUCUGGAUUUGAAGACCAUCAGAUUCAUCAUUAAACAGGUGGCCUUGGCUUUAUACUACGGAAAAUAUAAGAACAUCAUCCACGGAGACCUGAAGUUAGAGAAUGUGCUGCUGGUGAACCACACAGCACAGCCUUGGACAGUCAAAUUGUUUGGCUUCAGCCAGGCUCAUGAGGUCUCAGAAGCCCACCCAGGCCGGAGCAUUCAGCGGUGUCUGCCUUAUCGGUCUCCAGAGAUAACUCUUGGUCUGCCUUAUGAUGGCGCUGUGGAUGUCUGGUCCUUGGGGUGCAUCACUGCAGCUUUGUACGUUGGUGAACACCUCUAUCCUGGAAAGAGUCCAUAUGAAAUGCUGAAGUACAUGACGCAGACCCAGGGACAACUUCCAGACACCAUGCUCAACGAAGGACUCGACACCAACCGUUUUUUCUUGAGAGAUGAUUCCACAGGCUCCUGGAAGCUCAAGCUCGCUGAUCCCAGCCAUCAUGAGGACUUCCAGGAGACAGACCUUCCGCUGAAAGACAACGGGACCAAGGUCUUGUCUUCCCUCCAAGACUUUCUGAAGCUCAAACCUCUGGACUCGCAGAGCAGAGUGGAUGAAGAAGAUGAAAUUGGCGAUAGGCGUAUGUUUGUAGGCCUGCUGGAAAGCAUGCUCCAGCUGGAUGCUGCAAAGCGACUGACUCCCCAUAAGGUGGUGCAACAUGAGUUCCUUCGCAUGUAGCACUUCCGUUCUCUGGAUUUUCCCAGUGCCUCGCCUAAAUUUGAGGUUGACACCAGCAAGCAGAGCUAAAAGAAAAAGAUGAGCCAAGAACCAGAGGCAGACCCCGACAACACCAGGAUCCGUCUCAGCAAACACUGCAGCAGCUGCCUCUGGAGCACCG
This is a messenger RNA of Salarias fasciatus (jewelled blenny), 1426 nucleotides long. RefSeq names its product homeodomain-interacting protein kinase 1-like. The record is from RefSeq and is a predicted model, not a curated record. The transcript has 11 exons. Bases 283 to 1266 code for a protein of 327 amino acids. Gene Ontology annotation, cellular component: cytoplasm; nucleus. Gene Ontology annotation, molecular function: ATP binding; protein serine/threonine kinase activity; protein tyrosine kinase activity. NCBI's taxonomy places the organism in Eukaryota, Metazoa, Chordata, Actinopteri, Blenniiformes, Blenniidae. Gene Ontology annotation, biological process: peptidyl-threonine phosphorylation; peptidyl-serine phosphorylation.